This is a messenger RNA of Pristis pectinata (smalltooth sawfish), 484 nucleotides long. Its product is annotated as fatty acid-binding protein 1, liver-like. The transcript has 4 exons. Lineage: Eukaryota; Metazoa; Chordata; Chondrichthyes; Rhinopristiformes; Pristidae. The coding region runs from base 46 to 462 and encodes 138 amino acids. Gene Ontology annotation, biological process: fatty acid transport. The record is from RefSeq and is a predicted model, not a curated record. Gene Ontology annotation, cellular component: nucleus; cytosol. Gene Ontology annotation, molecular function: fatty acid binding.
GAUAAAGGAAUUGGUGCAUCCACUUGUGAACACUGAGCAUCUACAAUGGAUUUCAGUGGGCAGUAUGAACUUCAGAGCCAGGAAAACAUGAAGCCAUUUAUGAAUGCUCUGGGAAUCCCAGAUGAUAUGAUUGAGAAGAUAAAAGAACUAAAGAGUGUUACUAAAAUUGUUCAAAAUGGAAAAGACUUCAUAGUGGCUGUGCAAACUGGCAAUCAGAUGCUUGUUAAUAACUUCACCCUUGGACGUGAGACCUAUGUAGAAACUCCAACAGGAGAGAAGGUCAAGGCCACAAUAAACCUGGAAGGAGAAAAUAAGCUGGUCAUUAACACAAAAGACAUUACUUCAGUUGCAGAGUUCAAUGGGGAUCUGCUGAUUAAUACAAUAACUUUGGGAGACAUUGUUUACAAGCGGAUAAGCAAAAAAACUGAAGAUCCUGAUGAAGAGCAAUGUAGUUCAUUAUAAUUGUUCUUGAAGCAAAAUAAAU